Molecule: messenger RNA, 4308 nt
Organism: Cercocebus atys (sooty mangabey)
Lineage: Eukaryota; Metazoa; Chordata; Mammalia; Primates; Cercopithecidae
Gene: UBE2R2
Product: ubiquitin-conjugating enzyme E2R 2
Exons: 4
Coding region: 606-1187 (193 amino acids)
Biological process (GO): ubiquitin-dependent protein catabolic process; protein polyubiquitination
Molecular function (GO): ubiquitin conjugating enzyme activity
Source: RefSeq, a predicted model, not a curated record
GGCUCCGUAGCUCCCGCGGCGCGAGGCGCUCUCGCUCUCCGCCUCCUCCUCCUCCUCCUCCGCCGUCGCCCCUCCCCCCGCGCAGCCACCGCCGCCACCGCCGCGAGACCCCCGCACGCCGCUCUCCCCCACCCCCUCCAGCCCCGCGCGCCCUCCGGCCCCUACGGCCCCCGAAGCGAACGAGAGGGCGAGCGAGCGCGGCGUUCCCGGGCCGGCCCGGCCCCCUCCCUUCACCAUCGCCGGCCCUCCGCCGCCUUCCUCCGCUUCCACCUCCUCUCCCCCCCCCCAAAGUUGAGGCCCCCCUCCUGGGGGGGGGAGGACCGGGACCGGGACCCGGAGCGAAUUCCCCUAACUCCCUCGACCUCUCCUCUCGCCUGGCCCGAGUGUGAGGAGAAGGGCCCGGCCCGGCCCGCGUCGUGUGUGAGGAGGACCGCGGGCGGGCCCACGGGCCGUGUGGGGCCUGGUCCGGCCCGCCGGGUGUGUGAAGACCGGGGCCCGGUGCGGCCCGGCCCGAGGGCAAGCGGAGGGGAGGGGCCUGGUCCGGCCCGGCCGGUGCGUGAGGACUGGGGCCCGGGCCCGGCGCCGCCGCCGCCGCCGCCGCCGCGAUGGCCCAGCAGCAGAUGACCAGCUCGCAGAAGGCCCUGAUGCUCGAGCUGAAAUCCCUGCAGGAGGAACCGGUGGAGGGCUUCCGGAUCACCCUGGUGGACGAGUCCGACCUCUACAACUGGGAGGUGGCCAUCUUCGGGCCCCCCAACACCCUCUACGAAGGCGGCUACUUCAAGGCGCAUAUUAAAUUUCCUAUUGACUACCCCUAUUCACCACCUACCUUCAGAUUCUUGACCAAAAUGUGGCACCCCAACAUUUAUGAGAAUGGAGAUGUAUGCAUUUCAAUUCUUCAUCCGCCUGUAGAUGACCCACAGAGUGGAGAACUGCCUUCUGAAAGGUGGAAUCCUACUCAGAAUGUGAGGAAACAAGUUUCAGCCACUAAGGCCGAAGCAGAAAAGGAUGGAGUGAAGGUCCCCACAACCCUGGCGGAAUACUGCAUCAAAACUAAAGUGCCUUCCAAUGACAACAGCUCAGAUUUGCUUUACGACGACUUGUAUGAUGACGACAUUGAUGAUGAAGAUGAGGAGGAGGAAGAUGCCGACUGUUAUGAUGAUGAUGAUUCUGGGAAUGAGGAGUCGUGACGUGCUCCUUCAGUGCCCCUGUACUGCCCUGCCGUCUCAGGCCAAAGGGAGGGGAGCAAGUGGGGACCUGGCCAUGGCCCCUCAGCAAAAACCUAUUCACAGCGGGUGGGGAAACACACACAGCUCCUGCUGACUCCCCUUAUGGAUCUCAGUUUGCUCCUUUUUAUGGACCUUUAAUGGAGAGAGAGUAACCCUCCACAGAAUGUCUGAAUUCUUGCAUUCUUUACCCUUCCAUCACUGUAUUGAUUCUUUUUUAAAAAAACAUCAACCCAAACUCCCGCCUCACUUCGUCUCUACAGAAUGUUCACAGCAAAACACGUUUGGUCUGUUUUUAGAUUCUUGAAGAAUUCAAUAGUCUUUCAAGAGGUUGAAUGUGUUUAAAGCUGGGAACCUGUUGGGAGCUCACAAGCGCUGCAUAUACUGGGUAGCAAAAGAAAAUGGAAUUAAACCCACAAAACAAACUUGGAAAAAAAAAAAAAAAAGCAAAUUUGCCAAGGUUUAGCUGCUCAUUUACAUUAGUGUGUGUGCAUUCAUUCAGCCCCAUGGUGGUGAAUUCUGUUUCUUUCCCUUCCUAAGGCUGGGACAUGGUGGGCGUCAGGGACUUUCUGCUAAGCCUGAUGAAAUGUGCUCCUUCAAUCUCCAUGAAACCAUCGUAACAUGGAGGCCUCAGCUGCUCUGAGGAGAGAAAUCAGACUUUGUUUUUUGAAAUCAAUUGGGAUUGAAAGCCUGAAAUAAAUAUUCAUACUUUACAUAGAACUGAGCACUUGGUUGCUAUUUAUUUUAAAGGCAGGGUUAUUUUUCCCCCCAGGGAGUGGGGCAAGUGGGGAAGUUGGGACGAGUGUGUGUGGGUGGAUUUAGUGAUGGGAACAAAGAGUUAAAAGUCACUAUGCUAAGUUUGGUUGAUACUACUGGGGGGAAAAAAUUGAAACUACUGGUGACCACUGUUGGGAGAGGAAACAGCAUGGCCUUCCCAUCAAAAAUACACUCUUACCAUGACGUUUUGGUUUUUUCAAGUAGCCACUUUAAAUUACUCAGUAUUAAUCCUAGGUGCAUGUGUUAAGAUUUCGGUUUUCAUCGAGCUGCUUAUACUGAUAGUGAGAAACUUGGAUGUGUGUGAGACGAGUUACCGCUUUCUUCAUUGGAUGUGAUCUGGACUUUUUUUCCCCUUUCAACAUACUUAGGCUGUGGAGUGCAAGCAGAAUUGUGCAUAGAAAUUGUGGCAGGGCUGAGAGUUGACUGCAGGCAGGUUUUAGGCCAGAUAAGGCUAGAUCUUCCUGCGAUGCACUCGCUGCAGCUUUUGAUUUUCCAGAUCUCAAUCAUGUUGCUUCAAUCAAUAUUGAGAUCCAGCAGCCUUCACCAUCCAGGGACUUCAGAACUUGAAGGUAAUUUUUGGUUGUUAUGGGGGCGCACCAGAUCAUAAGAGGGCAUUAUUUGGAGGAAACAGCUAUAAUGUAAAAUCAGAUUACAGAAGGCAAAUGCAGCAAGGACUGACUAUAGUCCUAUUUCAGACCCCUGGGCACUAGCGUCAGCUCCUCCUUUGGCUCGUAACUCAGAACCAAAGGGCAGAUUAGGGACAGGGGCAGGAGGGAUCCUAGGAUGGCCAGAGUAGGUGACACUUACUUCCUUAGCUCCUCCUUCGUUCUGAUCUCAGGGUUUUCACUCUUCAAACUCCCAAACACAUGACUUCUUCCCAGUAGCCCUUCCCGGCCUCUAAAAGUUUAGUCUGGCAUGAAAUGGGACUGUUUAACAAGCUAAGGCUCUUAGGGGACACCGUUGAGCCUGGUCCCAGCAUCUCUGUGAUCUCCAUGAUCUCCACAGGGCCAGGGUUGCUACUUGCACCCAGAAUCUAGUGAUUUCAGUCAGAUCCAUGGAACAGAGCAGCUUUGAAAUACAUUGUCAAGUUGCCUGAUCACAAACUCUCAUAGAAAGAUGUUGGAACUACCUUUUUACUCCCCAUACUUUUUAAGUAAUGCUUCCAGAUUAACCUGCAAAUCUUCUGGAGCCAGAGCCUCUCACAGUGCUCUGGUUUACCUCCCCCAAAACCCCCAUGCAAGUUUACAGCCAGUAGCUUGGUCUUACUCUCUUGGAGCCCUAAAAUUAAGCCUUUCAUUCCCCUUACUGCGAAAGCUUCUCACUCCCAGGGCAGCCCCGGCACCCUGGCAUUGCGGAAGGUGCUCUGCUGCACAGCUCUGUUCCGUCAGGCCCUAUUGGCCUCUGUUACACAUUGACUCAGGGAGCCAGAGCGCCAAGUGGAGGUUGUACCUUUCAGUCCUUUGGGGUGUUAACUGUCAAGGGCUGGGUUUGCCUCUGAUGAGUACAAUCAGUUCCAGAAGACUGGGUAAGUCUCUUGCUAGCAGGUGGACAUUCUGGUAUUUUAGACUGACUGAACGAAACCCAGAGGCUGGUUCCAGAGCUCUGUCCCUGAGAACACAUCCCUAUGGAAAAUACUUGAGUUUGUAAUUUUUUUUUUUUCUUCUGGGAGUAGAGGUCUCAGGCUCAAUCCGGAACCAUGUAUGUACAGUUGUGCUUAUUAUUUGGUGUGACAUGAACUCAAAAUCUUGCAUUUUUAGAUUCCUUUUAAUUCUAAUUGAGGCCUCACUGGAUGCUCUUCAGUUCUGUGUAUUUUGAGGCUGGGUGGAGAAAGUAUAUGAUUCCGCUGUUGCUUCUUUCAGUCUUCCCCCCUUCUCCUUUUAUCAUUCCAGAGUUCUUUUCUAUUAGUCAGACUUUUUUGUAGAAACCUUCUUUCACUUGCCCUGGCAAACUGCUUCUUUACUUGCUGGUUUCCUUACGUUUGGGGCACAUAUUGUAAGAAACCGAUCGGAAGGGGAAAUGUGCAGCUCUCCACUGAAAAUGAACUCUCCACCCCUCCCAUCCUGAUAAACAAGGUUUACAUUUACAACUAAAAGGAUUCAGAGAUGCAAUUUUCAACUAUUCUGAAACCAGCAGGACACACCUGACUUUAAUAGUUUUAGCUGAAAUUGUAGAUGUUUUUCUUCAGUUUAACUUAUGAGAAAAGAUUAUCUGAUGCAUUUUGUGUUGACUUCCCCUUUAGUGGUUUAUUUUGUCUUUUUCUGCCCAUCUGUCUACUAAUAAAAUGUGAAAUAAAAUACCUGUAUUGCUA